UUAAAAUUCAAAGAUCUUGAUGUGUUUUACUCAAAAAUUUUCCAAUACGAAGAAAAUCUCUGGUAAUAGCAAUUCUGGAAACUAGACAAACUGCACCUAAUCAAAUGCACUAUUUCCUUUCUUUCAGAAUAAAUCAGAGAAAAGCCAUAGAAAAAGGGCAAACGAACAAAAGAUCAGACGCACCAAAUAUGCUCUAUCUAAGGAAUCUUUGGAGAAGGCAUAGGAGGAAGGUUUUGGUUACAGCAGGUGUUUUAGGAAGUGGGUACUUUUUGUAUAAACUAUAUGAUGCUCACAAACGUAGGCUUACUGAUUUGGAAAGACAACUUGCAAGCGAGCGGGAAAAUGAUGAAUUCAUUAAAGCCCGAAUGCAAGUCCAUUUUGAAAACAUUCAAAGAAUAGCUGAUACGACAACAUUGCCCCAUUCAAUGCACUAUUUAAGCUGUCGGAUAGCUGAAGAUUUGGACCUUUCACAUCUUACUGAGAGACUGACGAAAGGGAAGGGUCAGCCCAACAGUUUGUCUUCUUCAGAGAAACUUGAGUUAUGGGAUAGGCUCAAAAUUUUAAGUUUUACAAGAAUGGUGGUGUCAAUAUGGGCAGUAACAAUGCUUAGCUUAUAUAUUAGAGUUCAAGUCAACAUUCUAGGAAGACAUUUAUAUAUUGAUACUGCACGUGGUCUUGGAAGCUCUCAUUUACUUGAGGAUGCUGAUCUCAUUGACAGAGAGGAACAGCAAAAAUUUCUGGCAAGUGCUGACUUUCUUGCCAAUUAUGGCUUGCCAACAUUGCUUUCCAAUAUGCAGAUAGCAGUGACAGAAGUUCUUAAGGCGAAGCAGUUGAGGGACUUCUUUGAUAGUAGAGUACUUCAUCAAACUAUCAUGCAGAUACUUGACAUGUUCAUGAGCAUGGGAAGUCCUCGUUUCUGGGUGGACUGCUUGAUGCCUGAGGACCCAAGGUUGUACAAGCUUGCCCCAACAUCCAGCAGUGACAAAACAAAUCCUUCUGAGUUUACACAAUUUGAUCAACUUAUGGUUGAGACACGAGAAGUGCUUUCAAGUGCCGAAUUUGAUAGUGUUGUUGAGAUAUCAUUAAAAGCAGUGGUGAAUGCGCUGGUGGAGGAGAAGGGCUUUCAAUCUAGAGUUGGCAGACCAACAUUGGGGAUGCCUUUAGCUAGACUUUUGCCACUAAUUACACAAAUUUGUCCGACUUUGCUUGACGAACCAAGCAAAAACCAGUUUAUCCAAAUCAUACAAAGUAUUCCAGAAGUUGGGCUCUUCUUCACUCUCCUCUAUACGAAUAUGUCAACCUCAUAGAGAGUAUGGUAAAUCCAUUUGCUUGAAGGUUCAAAGGAAUGCUAGCAUCAAGGUUAUAUGAACAAAUUUCUAGAGAUGUAUUGUUAUUUUCUUACAGCUAAGACCUUACGUUGCUGUUACCCCGUGCUAAAGUGAUAUAUUUCUAGCGUAUCAUCGCGUGCUUUACGUUGAAAGACAAAGACGUCAGCUCAAGAUUUAGGUAGAUUUUCUGAUUGUCUUCUCUACCAUUUGAACAAGUGUAUUUACUUAUUCCCUGAAAAAAGAAAUCAAAAGAAAAAGUUGGUGCCAUGUUAUGUUCCUGUUAUUAGUCUAUUUGUGACUUGGUCCUGCUAAAAAGUUCACCAAUGGAAAGCGUGACUAUCAGAUAUCCUUUGCUAUUUUCACGAUUCUUCACCAAAUUGUAACGUCAAAUACUGAAAGCUAUUUACCAUUUUCGCUUUCACAAGUUGUACUUUUGAGAACCAAAUGACUUUUCCAUGAACAAGGAAACUUAUUUCUUAGAAAUUAAAGAGAAAAAUGAAAAGAACAUGCGUCGAUUAGCUACAUGAGACUCCCAGAAACUAUUUUGUUUUUUUUCAGUGAAUGAGCAUGUUGGCAUCUUCAUGCAGAGGUUUCUGUGUGUAAAUUGCUUGGAUGUUACAGACUUUUUUUUUUCUUUUUAAUGAAAGAAGUAGCUGGUACAACUGCUUUGGACUUUGGAGGAAUGCCCUCAUAUUUCACAGAGGAAGUCCUAUCUACAGCUUGAGAUUCGGUGUCUGUCAGAAGC
Messenger RNA from Durio zibethinus, 2073 nucleotides. RefSeq names its product peroxisome biogenesis protein 3-2-like. The record is from RefSeq and is a predicted model, not a curated record. Gene Ontology annotation, cellular component: peroxisomal membrane. Gene Ontology annotation, biological process: protein import into peroxisome membrane. Lineage: Eukaryota; Viridiplantae; Streptophyta; Magnoliopsida; Malvales; Malvaceae. Gene Ontology annotation, molecular function: protein-macromolecule adaptor activity.